GAGGUGGGGGAGGUGAUAUAAUGAGCCAGUGUGUGGAAAUGUCAUUCUUGUUCCGUUUCACACACAAUUAUGUGAACUGUAUCUUCUCUCCCUUGAGCUAUGAAAUGCUGAUGUGAGAGGGAGAUUGAAGUUUUGAAGUUUGCAGUGUCAAUAGGGCGUGUAUGUAAGCAUGUGUGUGUGUGUGUGUGUGUGCACUCCCUGUUGAGUCGUGUAGUGGGUGACACAUUCAGCUGUAGUCAGGAAUGCUACCCUGUGAGAAGAGGAAAAGAGGGAGAAAACAACAAUGGGAGGGGGAGGAGAGAGAAAGAGAGAGAGAGAGAGACACAGAGAGAGACACACAGAGAGAGAGAGAGACACAGAGAGAGAGAGAGAGACACAAAGAGAGAGAGAGGACGAGAGGUUAAACCAGUGUGACAGGUUUGCGUCACUGUACGUGUACACACACUCCAUCAUGCAAAGCUGAUGGAAGGGGAAGAGAUUGAGAGGAGUUAGGAGCUGAUGUCAUUGCAGAGCGCUGCCUUCAUUCAUGGCAACACACUAGUGGAGUAGGACACGUAAAGAAGUCACUCGAGAAGGCAAUGGGAGCUGUUCGCUGAAGUCGUGCCGGGGUAACGGAAGACUGCGAGGGACAGAGGGACAAGAGAUCAAGAAGAGGAGACCAGAGGAGUCGUCUCUUCUAGACCACAGAACAGAGAAUCGUCGGGGGCAUCGCUGAAUUAUCAAACUUUUUAAAUUUGUUUCUGUGCAAGAAGACUAAUGAGGGCUGUAACUGUGCCACCACCUCACUGAUUCUUACACACUCACAGCUGCUGCGUUCAGACAAACUGCUUCCAGAUUGCAGUCUGAAGGACAGCUGCUUGGAAUCGCUUAAAUAUCAAGUUCACUCUCCCGCUCUCUUUUUGGGAUUUGGCACUUGACAGCAGGUCGUUAACUUUGUUUACUCUCAGACAAUGGACUUGUCCAUGCACCCUGCUCCAGUGAGUGAGUACGACAAGCAGAGGACAGGACCGCGCUUCACUGUCCGCUCAGCUAACUCGCCCUCUUACAGUCUCACUCGCAGGCCAUGUGUCAGGAAACCCAGAUGUUUUUCAGUGGAGGAGAGGGAGAGCAAUGAGGAAGUUGGCGCGAGAGAGAGAUACGGAACACACGCUGGCAUAAAUGGUACAAACAAGGAGGAGGAUCACACAGUCGCUGGUUAUCAAGCCAGGACUGGGAAUCGCAGCGGUGUCAAAGGUCAGUGUGAGGAGAAGGAAACAAUAUCUACCAAGCUGAACCAGAAUGACACCACACACAAAACCACAGAGUUUGGUACUGACAGAAGUACAAACUGUAACCCUGCGUCUGAAAGUCGGGGCAGGACAGACUGGAGGACACAGGACCUGCCAAAUAGAAGUAAGAGUUUAGAUUGUAGAGCAGGGGCAUCGAGCCCCGAUCGGAGAAAAACGUCUGUCAUGUUCAUGUUGUCAACCAAACAAGGCUUGGAUGAAAGACGGCCUGGAGUUGAAGGCGUGAGGGGCAAGGUGAUGUCUUCAAUACAGGCCUAUAACUCUGCAGGUACAAGCAAUGUUGUUGACACGAGUCAGCCGUUGGACAGGGCCAGUAGGGGUCAAUCUCUUCCCACUAGGUUGAGAUCCCUGUCUGGACAUGGCUCUGGUGUCAGAGGGACAGCUCCUUCGUUUGGGCCCAGUAGCAGUAUAAUGGAACGAAUAGAGAAACUGUACGGGUCAACUGGUUCCGGCAAAACGGAUCACAGAGAAACAAGCACAGACUUAGUUUCGCCACAGCAGAGGUCAUAUGACAAGGCAUCAGGGGUAACCUUCCCCAGGCAUCUCGCAUCAGGAGAGAGAAGCAGUUCAACGCAAAGCAGGACAUCAUUCACCCCGACACAGAAAGACACUUCUGAGACUUCACUUUCCCCGGUUACAAGCAGCACCAGGGAGAGAUGGUCAGGGGUACAGUGGCCAGGACAGAUCCAGGGCAGGUAUUCAGAGGAAGGGGGAGGCAACUGGGGUAGAGGGUUAGAGGAAGUGGGCACAAGGUCUCUGGAUAGAGCGAGGAGCAGGUACUCUGUAGCAGCUCAGAUAAGAGCUGCAAGGGCGGCAGCAGGGAUUACCGCACCUCCACAGUCACACAUUUUCUUAGAAGAAGAGAGAUCUUCCUUUUUGAGAGAUUUCAGAGAGAGAAGAGCAAGUACGGAUUAUGGCGCGGUGAAUGGGACAUUGAGAGAACGAACUUGGCAGCUUGAAGAGCAGGAAAAAGAGACAGUUGACGGAGCAAUGAAGAGUAGCGACACAGAUGAAGACGUGUUUGAGUCAAACCCACAGAAAAUCACAACGAAAGCAACAGAGAGGAAGAAAUUCCCAGAGAGGUCGUCGGCUGACUCUGCAGCCAGCGUGAGAAAUAAGAUCAGUCAGUUCGAGGCUCUCACACAGAGAACCCAGGAUUUGGCUACAGGACAGGUCCAGAUGCCCAGGCGGGCCUUUUCUGUGCCAACACAACUCGGCAAGGCUCAUGAUGGAGUGAAAAGGGGCGGAUCAGCGAAAGCGAUUGGUGGAUUGAGACAAAAGUGGGAGGGAUUGAAAGAGGGAGAGGAGGCAGGUGAUAAAACUGAGGAGAAAGCGACAGGAGCAGGAAAGAAGCUCGGGUCAAAUAGGUCUCUAUCAGUGGACGAGUUUGGACUAAGAUUGGGGAGGAAAGAGAGGGAAGGGAAUGUGAAUGAAGGGAAAGAAAUAGCAGAUAGCGGUAACAGAUGUGCUGAAGAUUUUGGUAAUUAUUCCAGUUUCAAGAGUACGCUAGAAAUCCCAUUAAAAGGAGGAGCUCAAAGACUACGCAGAAACUUUUACAUAGAUGAGAAAGAUUUCUACCAAAUCUCAAGCCCUGAGGAGGCAAGUGAGAGACCGACACCCUCGCUACUGUCCAGCUCCAGUGACACCUUCGCUGGUGUGCAGAAAACAACACUGGUUAUUUCACCUGUUAGUGAUGAUGACAAGACUCCAACAAACUCUCCAUACAACUCACCCUUUGUUUCACCUACCACACAGCCAGAAAAGUCCACUCCCAUUGCAGAUACUUCUGUCCUCACACGAGCAGCCAAAGCUCCCGAACCAGUGUCGCCACCUUUCUCUCGCCCCUUCGCCACUUCAUCCCACAUCAACCUCCCAGAUCUCAUCUCUCCAGAUGUCAACACAGCCCUUCCAAAUGGGAAGAAACAGGUGCUGGACAUGGAUGCUUGGGUGGCUGGCUUGAACCCAAAGUUCAAGGUCUGGAAUGACGAUGAAGAUGAUUAUGAUGAUGAUGAUGAAAGCACACAGAGGGACGAGGAUUCAAACUAUGAUUCCGACUCCGGAGAGUCCUCUGUGACCAUCACUAGUAGUAUGAGCCAGUCCGAUCACAAGAGCUUCUGUGUUAGCCUUUCAGACCUGUGUAACUUUGCUGGAGUCGACUAUGAGUCGGAGAAUGACAGCGACGAGUGGCAACCUACAGGCCGUCGGACCGCCUCGCUGAGCUCAGACAUGUCGGUUCUGUCCUGUGUGUCUGUGAUGCCCAGCGAGGAGCUCGACAGGCUGCUGGAGGACGUCAGGAGCGUGGGGGACAGCAACCUGCAGGACUAUAAUGAUGUGCAGGUUGCGGUUCUCCAUAAGGACAUUGGAGUGGGACUGGGCUUCAGUUUGGCGGGCGGCGUGGACCAGAACAAGCCAGUCACUGUUCACAAGGUGUUUCACACGGGUGUUGCAUCUCAGGAAGGCUCCAUCAGGGAAGGGGACCAGGUCCUGUCAAUCAACGGCACGGCGCUGUGCGGCUACGCCCACUGGGAGGCCCUGAGGGUCCUGAGGAGAGCGAAGGCUCGGGAGAUGGGGGUGGUGGUCCUGAGGAGGGGAGAGAUUAGCAGCGUCUGUAAGGGGGGACAGUCUGUGAGGGGAGCGCAGACAAACACUCAGGGACCAACACAGACUCCGUACACUGAGACAGGUGAGCUUAUGUGUGUGCGUCUGGAGAAGAACAACAGGGAUCUGGGCUUCAGUCUGGAGGGAGGUGUAGACUCCAAUCGGGGGAACAGACCACUCACUGUUCAGAAGAUCUUCCAGGGAGGUCCUGUUGACAAGGUGCGACCUGGUGAUGAGCUCGAGGAGAUUGAAGGAAUAAGCGUGGUGGCGAUGAGACGCCUGGAGGCCUGGACUCUGAUCAGAAAACUGCCCUCUGGGCCUGUGGACGUUGUGAUUCGUCGCCCUCUUAAACAUUUGGAAACAUGAGGAUUAUUGAGGUGCUUUGAGCCCAGGAGAGCUCAGUGAUGAUGACGGACAAGAAACUAAAAACCAUCCAUUAGUGGCUAAGAAUUUGACAUGGAUUAAGCUAUCUACCUCAAGGCCGUGCACCAGCCAUAAUUAAAGUGCACUGAUGGCUUAUACAUUUGUCAAGUCAACCCACCUUUGUUACAGAUUAUUUGGUCAGCUAAAAGCUAACAAUGUGGUGCCUGUAAAUGAAAACGCAUGUUGUAAUAUAUUGUGAAUAUAAGCUAACUGCAUUAAGAGUUUUAUAUUGCUUUUUAAUAAAUCCUAACUUUAA
Sebastes umbrosus (honeycomb rockfish) is the source of this 4563-nucleotide messenger RNA. RefSeq lists its product as uncharacterized. The record is from RefSeq and is a predicted model, not a curated record. The transcript has 7 exons. The coding region runs from base 951 to 4250 and encodes 1099 amino acids. Gene Ontology annotation, biological process: leukocyte chemotaxis; induction of positive chemotaxis. Gene Ontology annotation, molecular function: CD4 receptor binding; cytokine activity. NCBI's taxonomy places the organism in Eukaryota, Metazoa, Chordata, Actinopteri, Perciformes, Sebastidae.